AUGUCUCUCCCCGACGGCGACACACAAGAGCGUUCGACGUUUACGGCAUCCUUGGCUACAUUCAAUGCAACGCCACCGGAACCUUUCACGUUCAAGACGCCGAAUGACUGGCCCACUUGGAGGAAACGCUUUCUACGUUUCCGUGCUGCCUCUGGCCUCAACGACAAGGCUGAGUUAAGCCAAGUAGAUGCACUGAUCUACAUUAUGGGUGAGCAAGCGGAGGACAUAUACGCCACGCUGAAGCUUAGUCCCGAAGACGCACGCAAGUUCGACAAGGUGCUAGAAGCGUUCGAUGCCUACUUCGUUCCGCGCCGCAACAUCAUCUUUGAACGUGCAAAGUUCAACACGAGAGUACAACACGAUGGGGAAUCUGUGGAGGAAUUCGUGACUGUCCUGCAUUCAAUGGCAGACUUAUGCAACUAUGGAGCGUUGCGCGAAGAACUGAUUCGCGACAGACUGGUUGCAGGCCUUCGAGACAAGAAAGUUUCGGAACAACUACAGCUCGACUCCGAACUCACUCUACAAAAGGCUAUCACAGCUGCUCGCCAGCGAGAAACUGUCCGGCUGCAGCAAGCUGAACUUCACAAAGGCAAUGACGCUACAGUACAUCGACUAACGACGCACAAAGUGUCACCGGGGUCCGAUUCAAGGAGACUGGCAACCAGGAAGAUUCACGCAGGCACAACCGGUCCUUCUUCAAAGUCAGCUUCCCAAAAGCUCUGCCGGUGGUGCGGCCGUGACAGGCACGCAAGACAGGACUGCCCAGCAAAAGACAAGAUAUGCUCCAAAUGCAAGAAGAAGGGGCACUUCUCAUAA
Molecule: messenger RNA, 816 nt
Organism: Ornithodoros turicata
Lineage: Eukaryota; Metazoa; Arthropoda; Arachnida; Ixodida; Argasidae
Exons: 1
Coding region: 1-816 (271 amino acids)
Molecular function (GO): zinc ion binding; nucleic acid binding
Source: RefSeq, a predicted model, not a curated record